This is a messenger RNA of Glycine soja, 2438 nucleotides long. Its product is annotated as probable L-type lectin-domain containing receptor kinase S.5. The transcript has a single exon. NCBI's taxonomy places the organism in Eukaryota, Viridiplantae, Streptophyta, Magnoliopsida, Fabales, Fabaceae. Bases 155 to 2161 code for a protein of 668 amino acids. Gene Ontology annotation, molecular function: ATP binding; carbohydrate binding; protein kinase activity. Gene Ontology annotation, cellular component: plasma membrane. The record is from RefSeq and is a predicted model, not a curated record. Gene Ontology annotation, biological process: protein phosphorylation.
AACAUAGGAGUUAAUGAUGCAUCCUAAACAUUUCAUAGCUCAGAAUUGGCCUUCAAUUUAUCCCUUGUUGGUGAUCCUUGAGCUUGUCUGAAAUUAUCACCAUACCAACCCUCUAGAUCAGGGCCAUAAUCUUGGUCAUUUCACCAACAGAAAUAUGCACCUCCCUUGGUUAGUCAAAUAUCAAUUAGCAUCAACCAUCUUCAUUAUCAUUACCCUUACCAAAGUUACCUGCUUUUAUUUCAAUUUCCCUACCUUCCAAAAAGACAAUGAAUCUGAGUUAUUGCUGAGCAAGAAUUCACAAAUAUACUUCGAUGCCAUCCAAGUGACCCCAGAUAUUCGUGGUCCUAUACAAGAUUAUUCUGGACGCGCUUUCUACAAAAAGCCAUACAAACUUUGGAAUAAAAAGAAGAACCAAAUUGCUUCCUUCAACACCACUUUUGUGCUCAACAUCAAGCCUGAAACAACCCCUGGCGGAGAAGGCUUGGCUUUUAUCUUAACUUCAGAUACCACUCUCCCACAAAACAGUUCAGGAGAGUGGCUUGGUAUUGUAAAUGCUACUUCCAAUGGAACCUCACAAGCUGGAAUUCUAGCAGUGGAGUUUGACACAAGAAAGAGUUUCUCACAAGAUGGCCCUGACAACCAUGUUGGCGUCAACAUAAACAGCAUCAACUCCAUCCAACAGGUUCCACUAAUCAACACAGGGGUCAAUGUUUCAUCAGGUAUAAAUGUAACAUUCAAAAUUCAGUACUUGAAUGACACAAUAACGGUUUUUGGUUCGAUGACUGGUUUCGAAGAAUCUAUGGAGACCCUUUUGGUAUCUCCACCUCUUAAUCUAUCUUCCUAUCUCCAUGAAGUGGUUUACCUUGGUUUCUCAGCCUCAACAAGUAACUACACGGAGCUGAACUGUGUGAGAUCAUGGGAAUUCAGUGGUGUUGACAUUGCAGAUGAUGAUAAUAAAAGUCUCUUGUGGGUUUACAUCACUGUUCCAAUAGUGAUAGUUAUUGUUAUCAUAGGAGGGAUGGUGAUCUUUUUAUUGUGUUGGCAAAGGAAGCGCCAUAUGGAGAGGCCAGAAGAUGCAUAUCCAAGGAUAGAGGAUCAGAUUCAGUAUUCCUCUAUGGCUCCAAAGAAGUUUAAGCUAAGGGAAAUAACAAAAGCAACCGGUGGAUUCAGCCCUCAAAACAAGCUUGGAGAGGGUGGGUUUGGAACUGUGUAUAAGGGCCUAUUGGAAAACAAGGAGGUGGCUGUGAAGAGAGUCUCCAAGAACUCACGCCAAGGGAAGCAAGAAUUUGUGGCAGAAGUGACAACAAUUGGAAGCCUUCACCACAGGAAUUUGGUGAAACUCACUGGCUGGUGCUAUGAGAAAAGAGAGCUUCUCCUUGUGUAUGAGUUCAUGCCAAAGGGAAGCCUAGACAAGUACCUCUUUGGUGACAAAAAUUUUGGUAAUAACACCCUUGAAGAGGGGUAUUCUUUAACACUGAAUUGGGAAACAAGGCACAGUGUGAUUCAUGGUGUGGCUCAAGCAUUAGACUAUCUCCACAAUGGGUGUGAAAAGAGGGUGCUUCAUAGAGACAUCAAGGCCAGCAACAUAAUGUUGGACUCAGAUUACAAUGCCAAGUUGGGAGACUUUGGCUUGGCCAGAACCAUUCAGCAGAGAAAUGAAACACACCACUCUACAAAGGAGAUUGCAGGCACACCAGGGUACAUGGCUCCAGAGACCUUUCUCACAGGAAGAGCAACAGUGGAAACAGAUGUGUAUGCAUUUGGGGUUCUUGUUUUGGAGGUUGUGUGUGGAAGGAGGCCAGGGAGUGUGUACGCACAAGAUGACUACAAGAACAGCAUUGUGUAUUGGGUGUGGGACUUAUAUGGGAAGGGGAAAGUAGUUGGUGCUGUGGAUGCAAAGUUGAAGAAGGAGGAGAUUAAGGAGGAAGAAGUGGAGUGUGUUCUUGUUCUGGGCUUGGCAUGUUGCCAUCCAAACCCACACCAUAGACCAUCCAUGAGAACUGUUCUUCAGGUUCUGAAUGGGGAAGCAACCCCACCUGAGGUGCCUAAGGAAAGACCAGUUUUCAUGUGGCCUGCUAUGCCUCCAUCUUUCAAAGAAGCUGAAGAUUCUUCCCUCGUCCAGGGAACACUCGCCCCGUUCACUGAAAUCACUGGCAGAUGAUGAAAUUGUUUGUGUUGUGUUGACCAAAGCUAGGAACUAAUCAAGAUUGUCCUGGUUGUAGUUGGAGAUUUCGAAUCAUUCUUGCAUUCAUUGAUUUUAGCUUUUUCUAUUUAAAUGCGUGUGCAUAGUUGAUAAUUAUGUGUUGUAGCUUGAUAUAUAUAUGCACACAACAUUGUUUAAAUUUUAUGUCAUUCAAUCUUUGCAUGUAUAGAUCCUUUUGCAGCUAGAUGUAAAUGAUAUCUACCAUGUAUUAGAAAGACUUUUUUUUUUUACAUUA